This is a messenger RNA of Penicillium longicatenatum, 1917 nucleotides long. It is a transcript of the gene spb4, whose product is annotated as ATP-dependent RNA helicase SPB4. The record is from RefSeq and is a predicted model, not a curated record. Bases 1 to 1917 code for a protein of 638 amino acids. Gene Ontology annotation, molecular function: RNA helicase activity; nucleic acid binding; ATP binding. Gene Ontology annotation, cellular component: nucleolus. The transcript has 3 exons. NCBI's taxonomy places the organism in Eukaryota, Fungi, Ascomycota, Eurotiomycetes, Eurotiales, Aspergillaceae.
AUGGCUCCCAAACCUUCAUCCUCUAGGUCAUGGGAUGGUCUCAAUCCUCCGUUAUCGCAAUGGGCGUUGGAUGCUGUGUCCUCCAUGGGCUUUACUCGAAUGACCCCAGUCCAAGCCUCCGCAAUCCCUCUGUUUAUGACCCACAAGGAUGUUGUCGUCGAAGCAGUCACAGGCAGUGGAAAGACCCUUUCGUUUUUGAUGCCAGUCGUGGAGAAGCUUCUGCGCCUUGAUGAACCCAUCAAGAAACAUCACAUUGGUGCUAUUAUCAUCUCCCCGACGAGAGAAUUGGCUACGCAAAUCUACCAAGUCCUCCUAUCAUUACUGGAAUUCCACCCGCCAUCCGCCGCAGCGAUUCACCCGCCGGAAGAAGGCGCCCCAAAGCCCAAGUCCUCUUCCUCUACCUUGAAAGUCGUCCCACAACUUCUCUUGGGUGGCUCAACAACACCGGCUGAAGAUCUCAGUUCCUUCUUGAAACGUUCGCCUAAUGUGCUAGUCUCUACCCCCGGAAGACUUUUGGAGCUGCUUUCUUCCCCGCAUGUUCACUGCCCACAGUCCUCAUUCGAAAUGCUUGUGCUCGAUGAAGCCGAUAGGCUUUUGGAUCUUGGAUUUAAGGAUGAUCUCCAGAGAAUUCUACAGCAUCUUCCUAAGCAACGACGAACUGGAUUGUUCAGCGCCAGUAUCAGCGAAGCCGUUGACCAAAUUGUCCGCCUGGGACUUCGGAAUCCGGUCAAGAUUGCUGUCAAGGUCAAAGGAGGAGGCGGAGCGGAGGACAAACGUACUCCUGCCAGUUUGCAGAUGACCUACCUCACAACGCCUCCGGCUCAUAAAUUUUCUGUGCUCAAACAAAUCCUAACAACGGUUCAACCGACGCCCCAGAAGACUAUCUUCUUUGUAUCAACAUGUUCUAGUGUGGAUUACUUGGCUAUGAUUCUACCAAUUGUACUAGGAAACGACUUCCUCCUGGUCCCGCUUCAUGGCAAACACCCUUCCAACGUCCGCCAAAAGAACUUUACCCGCUUCACCACCUCUACGACUCCUUCGAUCCUCUUAACUACCGAUGUUGCUUCCCGUGGCCUGGACAUUCCAUCCGUUGAUCUAGUUGUCCAGAUCGAUCCUCCCUCAGACCCCAAAACCUUCAUCCAUCGAUGUGGCCGAGCAGGCCGUGCUGGAAGAAGAGGUCUGAGCAUUGUCCUUCUGCAUCCCGGGCGAGAAGAAGAUUACGUUUCGUUUCUGGAAGUACGCAAGACCCCAGUCGCCCCCUUCAACCUCCCAACACCGAGCUCCGAUGUGGAUGCUGCAGUGGCUACUCAGUCUAUCCGCUCGCUCCUCCUCAAAGAUCGUGCUAUUCAUGACAAGGCUCAAAAGGCUUUCGUCAGUUGGCUCCGCAGUUACAGCAAGCACCAAGCCAGCAGUAUUUUCCGUGUGCCAGAUCUCGAUUGGGAAGCUUUGGGCAAAGCCUGGGGACUUCUUCGCUUACCCACAAUGCCAGAGCUGCGCAAAUUCGAGGGAGAUCGAACAUUGGGUGUGAGCAAUGACUGGGACAACUACGCCUACAAAGACAAGCAGCAAGAGAAGCGGCGCAAGGAGAAGGCCCUUGAGGCCGAGGAAGAGAAGAAGAAUGGCCAGCAGGAGUCACGGAAACGAACUGCAACCGAAAGUGCUGCUUGGAGUCAAAACCAAGAAAACCGGGAGAAGAGGCUCAAGCGAAAGGAGAUCAAGCAGACACGAAAGGAGAACGAGAAGUGGGAGCAAUUGCCCGAGGAGGAGAAGCAAAAGGCUCUGGAGACGAAACAAAUGAUCGAGUCCCUUCGGGAAAAGAACGAGGAACGGCGGCGAGAGCAGCGCGCUUUACAGCUCUCUGGCAAGCCUGCUUCAAAGAAAGGAGAUGAUGACGAUGACUUUGAAGGCUUCGAUUAG